AUGGAUUGUGGUGCAAUAGAUGGGGCUGCUCCACUCAUCACCAGAGGUCAAGAGUUUGACCCUGGCUACCACUACUUGAUCAAUGGUUUUGCUGUGCUUGUUACUCCCCAGCAGGCUUUCAAGCUUGCAAAUAGGAGAGAAGUGUCAAAUGUGGCUUUGGAUUUCUCCGUCAGAACUGCAACCACACAUACACCACAGUUCCUAGGUCUUCCUCUUGGGGCAUGGGCUCAAGAGGGUGGGUAUGAAACUGCUGGGGAAGGCAUUGUGAUUGGUUUCAUUGACACUGGAAUUGAUCCAACGCACCCCAGCUUCUCUGAUAAUACACCUGAGAGGCAUUAUCCUGUUCCACAGCAUUUUUCAGGCAUUUGUGAGGUCACUCGAGAUUUUCCAUCUGGAUCCUGCAACAGGAAGCUUGUUGGUGCCCGCCAUUUUGCAGCCUCUGCUAUAACCAGGGGGAUAUUUAACACAACUCAGGAUUACGCUUCUCCUUUUGACGGUGACGGCCAUGGGACGCAUACAGCUUCAGUUGCAGCAGGGAACCAUGGGAUCCCUGUUGUUGUAGCUGGACAUCACUUUGGAGAUGCUAGUGGAAUGGCUCCUCGUGCACACGUUGCAGUUUAUAAGGCAUUAUACAAGAGCUUUGGUGGCUUUGCUGCAGAUGUUGUUGCUGCUAUAGACCAGGCAGCUCAGGAUGGUGUGGACAUUAUCAAUUUAUCAAUCACCCCAAACAGGCGUCCUCCUGGUGUUGCGACUUUCUUUAAUCCUAUAGACAUGGCCUUGCUAUCAGCGGUUAAGGCUGGUAUCUUUGUAGUACAAGCAGCAGGCAAUACCGGACCUUCACCUAAAAGUGUUUCUUCCUUCAGUCCAUGGAUCUUCACUGUUGGUGCUUCAACGCAUGACAGGGUUUAUAGUAACUCUAUAGUGCUGGGAAACAAUAUCACAAUACCUGGAGUUGGAUUUGCACCUGGAACAGAUAGCAUGUACACUCUAGUUAUGGCAAGUCAUGCUUUGAAUGACACAGCUGCGAAUGACAUGUAUGCGGGUGAAUGCCAAGAUGCCAGUAGUUUCAAUCAGACUCUUGUUCAAGGGAAUCUAUUAGUUUGCAGCUACUCUGUCCGCUUUGUGCUUGGACUUUCCACCAUCAAACAGGCCCUGGAAACUUCUAAGAACCUUAGUGCAGCUGGUGUUGUGUUCUGCAUGGAUCCCUUUGUCAUCGGUUUUCAAAUCAAUCCAACUCCAAUGAGAUUGCCUGGCAUCAUAAUUCCAUCUGCAAAUGAUUCUAAGAUCUUACUUCAGUACUACAAUUCUUCACUAGACCAAGAUGAAGUUACUAAGAGAAUUACAAGGUUUGGGGCAGUUGCAUGCAUUUCAGGAGGUCUUAAAGCAAAUUUCAGCUUAUCUGCUCCGAAUGUUAUGUUUUAUUCUGCUCGGGGACCAGAUCCAGAAGAUAGUUUUCUUGAUGAUGCAGACAUACUAAAACCGAACCUAGUUGCUCCAGGAAAUCUUAUAUGGGCAGCUUGGAGUUCCGGUGGCAUGGACUCAGUUGAGUUUGAAGGUGAAGAUUUUGCAAUGAUGUCUGGAACCAGCAUGGCUGCCCCUCAUGUUGCUGGUCUGGCAGCACUUAUUAAGCAGAAAUUUCCUAAUUUUAGUACUGCUGCUAUUGGAUCUGCACUUUCUACCACGGCUUCUCUAUAUGACAAAUACGGUGGUCCCAUACUGGCCCAGCGUUCAUAUGCUAAUCCAGAGUCAAACCAGUCUCCUGCGACACCUUUUGACAUGGGAAGUGGAUUUGUGAAUGCUACUGCCGCACUGGAUCCAGGCCUUAUUUUUGAUACAAGCUAUAGCGACUACGUGUCAUUCCUCUGUGGCAUAAAUGGUUCGGCACCUUUGGUGCUGAAUCACACUGGUGAGAGCUGUGGAGCAUCUACAAUGAAUGGAACUGAUCUGAACUUGCCUUCAAUCACGAUAUCGAAACUGAAUCAAUCCAGAACAGUUCAAAGAACAUUGAUAAAUAUUGCUGCCAAUGAAACAUAUGUUGUUGGUUGGAGUGCGCCUUAUGGUGCUUCUAUAAAGGUCACGCCAGCACGAUUCUUUAUUGCCUGUGGGCAGCAACAAGUAUUGAAUGUUGUCUUUAAUGCCACUACGAACAACUCUUCACCAAGCUUUGGAAGAAUUGGAUUAUUUGGAAACCAGGGUCAUGUUGUAAACAUUCCUUUGUCAGUCAUAGUAAAAGUUUCAUACGACACAACUAAUAGCUGAUUCACCUGAUAACACUUCUCCUUUUGUAAUACUGUUGAGUGUCCAAUUUUUUGAUUUGCUAGGCUCUGUAAAUGUGUUUGAAAUGUAGAUAACUCAUUCGUUGAUGAUAAAAUAAGCAUGAUAUGAUUUUGUCCAGGA
Capsicum annuum is the source of this 2397-nucleotide messenger RNA. Its product is annotated as subtilisin-like protease SBT2.3. The record is from RefSeq and is a predicted model, not a curated record. Gene Ontology annotation, molecular function: serine-type endopeptidase activity. Gene Ontology annotation, biological process: proteolysis. Bases 1 to 2259 code for a protein of 752 amino acids. NCBI's taxonomy places the organism in Eukaryota, Viridiplantae, Streptophyta, Magnoliopsida, Solanales, Solanaceae. The transcript is spliced from 10 exons.